Molecule: messenger RNA, 1689 nt
Organism: Alternaria atra
Lineage: Eukaryota; Fungi; Ascomycota; Dothideomycetes; Pleosporales; Pleosporaceae
Exons: 1
Coding region: 1-1689 (562 amino acids)
Biological process (GO): protein polyubiquitination; protein peptidyl-prolyl isomerization; protein folding
Cellular component (GO): catalytic step 2 spliceosome
Molecular function (GO): peptidyl-prolyl cis-trans isomerase activity; ubiquitin-ubiquitin ligase activity
Source: RefSeq, a predicted model, not a curated record
AUGGGAAAAGGAACCGACAAGCUAUAUAUCACGCACUCGGAGUGGUCCUCCUCAGAUGCAUUUGGCAACGCGCGCGGCGCAAACAGCGCCAAUCGAGCCUCUGCUGCCGGCUUGUCCUCAACCUUCAAGCGCUUGCCCUUCAACUACUGCGCCGUCUCCCUCCAGCCGUUUACAGACCCCGUGUGCACGUCAUCAGGAACUAUCUUUGACCUCACUCACAUCCUCACGUGGCUGUCUAAACACCCCGAUACGAAUCCUGUCGACGGAACGCCAUUGAAGCGUGCCGACCUCAUCACGCUGAACUUCACGAAGAACGAGGACGGCGAAUAUGUAGACCCAGUCACAUACAAGGUCUUCACAGACAACACGCAUAUCGUUGCGCUGAGGAAAAGCGGCAAUGUCUUCGCGUGGGAUACCGUGGAGAGGCUCAACAUCAAGGCGAAGAAUUGGCAAGAUCUGGUCAGCGACGAGGCAUUCACACGGAAGGACAUCAUCACGCUCCAGGAUCCCCAGAGUAUCGAAUCAAGAGACUUUAGCUCAUACAAGCAUGUGAAGGACGGAGACACAGUAGUGGCAGAAGCGGAGAGCGGUGUGAACAAGGAGGCUCUGGGCAACGCGGCAAAGAUCAUCAAGGCGAAAGAAGCAGUGGCGAAAGCGCGCGAAAACAGGAAGAUCAAGGAGCAAAGUGGGAUUACAUCGAAAGCGCUUGCGAACUUGCCCAAGAAUGGUACAGCAGCAUCAACGUCCGCAGAGCCCAAGAAACCGGCAUAUAACGCGGCCGUGUACACUUCCGGCAAAGCUGCUGCAUCCUUUACCUCGACUGGCGUCACACCACACACCUCCGGCGAACGCGCCCUCCUCUCUGAUGAAGACUACAUGCUCAAGCCGAAGCGCAUAAAGAACAAGGGCUACGCGCGAAUAUCCACCUCACUCGGCGAUCUCAACGUCGAACUACUCCCCGAAUACGCACCGCGCGCGGUAUGGAACUUCGUCAAGCUGGCACAGAAAGGAUACUACAGCCACACCAUCUUUCACAGGAACAUCAAGGGCUUCAUGAUACAAGGUGGUGACCCGACAGGCACUGGAAGAGGCGGGCAGAGUAUAUGGGGUAAGCCAUUCGAGGAUGAGUUCGAGGGGCCAGAGAGGCACAACGCCAGAGGUGUACUCAGUAUGGCGAACAAGGGCAAAGGUACCAACACGAGUCAGUUCUUCAUUACGUACCGCGCUGUCCCGCAUCUCGACCGCAAACACACUAUCUUUGCACGAGUAGUAGGUGGUCUGGACACAACGCUGCGUUCAAUGGAGAUAGCGGAAGUAGGCGAGAAAGAUAAGCCUGUCGAUGAUAUUGAGAUUCUCGAUGUAGUAGUCUUCGUAGACCCCUUCGAAGAAUGGCAGAAAGAACGCAAAGACAAGGAAAACAAAGAAAUAGAAGCUGAAGAGAUCAAGAGGCAAGGCGGCACAGCCGACGACAAAACAACGUGGACCGGUAAGCGCAUACGCGCAGACGGCACAGUGGACAAUGGCACUGGAGAAGGUCUCGGCGUAGGCAAGUAUCUCCAGGCCGCAAAACAGGAGAUACAAAACCAGGGCGAUGACGAGAUAGUCGGAUACGUGGAUGACGAAGAGGAUGUUGCACCAGUCAAGAAAAAGGCCAAGACGAGUGGCUUUGGUAACUUUGAUGCCUGGUGA